Messenger RNA from Gadus chalcogrammus (walleye pollock), 1547 nucleotides. It is a transcript of the gene foxg1a, whose product is annotated as forkhead box G1a. Gene Ontology annotation, cellular component: nucleus. The transcript has 2 exons. NCBI's taxonomy places the organism in Eukaryota, Metazoa, Chordata, Actinopteri, Gadiformes, Gadidae. The coding region runs from base 177 to 1547 and encodes 456 amino acids. The record is from RefSeq and is a predicted model, not a curated record. Gene Ontology annotation, biological process: regulation of transcription by RNA polymerase II. Gene Ontology annotation, molecular function: sequence-specific double-stranded DNA binding; DNA-binding transcription factor activity.
GGCAACCGCGGAGCAGCGCGUCAUGAUUGGCUGAGCGCAGAGCGGACGCCCUGAUCCUCGUGCUGCGGACCGUAAAGGUGCUCGGGCUGCGCGUGCUGUCUGCAGGCAGAGGCUCCGAGUUUGAAACCCAACUGAGUUCCUCCGUCGCUACGCUGCUGCCGUUCCCGGGCGAGGUGAUGCUGGACAUGGGCGAGCGGAAAGAAGUCAAAAUGAUCCCCAAAUCGUCGUUUAGUAUCAACAGUCUGGUGCCGGAGGCCGUGCAGAACGACAACAACAGCCAGCAGCACCACCAGCACCAGCACCACCCGCACCACCAGCACCACCAGCACCACCACAGCCACCGGGCAGCCGGCUCGGACGACGCCGACGAGAAGGCGUCUCUGCCCGCCGUGCAGCCGGACAGCAAACCGGAGCCUACCGUUUGUACCACGAAGAGUGACAGCUCCACCGCGGAGCCGGAGGACAAGGAGAAACCGGACGAGAAGAAGGACGGUGACGGGACCACCACCGUCGGGAAGGACGGCGACAAGAAGAGCGGCAAGUACGAGAAGCCCCCGUUCAGCUACAACGCGCUCAUCAUGAUGGCGAUCCGCCAGAGCCCCGAGAAGCGGCUCACGCUCAACGGCAUCUACGAGUUCAUCAUGAAGAACUUCCCGUACUACCGCGAGAACAAGCAGGGCUGGCAGAACUCCAUUCGCCACAACCUCAGCCUGAAUAAAUGUUUCGUCAAAGUCCCGCGACACUACGACGACCCGGGUAAGGGGAACUACUGGAUGCUGGACCCCAGCAGCGAUGACGUGUUCAUCGGCGGGACGACCGGUAAGCUGCGGCGGAGGUCCACCACCUCGCGGGCCAAACUGGCCUUCAAGCGGGGCGCGCGGCUCACCUCGGGGCUGACGUUCAUGGACCGGGCCGGGUCUCUGUACUGGCCCAUGUCCCCGUUCCUCUCCUUGCACCACCCCCGCGCCACGAGCGCCCUGAGCUACAACGGUGGGUCCCCUGGCUAUCCCAGCCACCCCAUGUCCUACAGCACCAUGCUGGCCCAGAACAGCCUCGCCAACAGCCACCCCUUCCCCUCCGCCGGCUCCGCAGGCGGCCUCAGCGUGGACCGCCUCGUCAGCGGAGACAUACCGUACGCGACGCAUCACCUCACGGCCGCGGCUCUAGCGGCCUCCGCCGUGCCAUGCGGCCUUUCCGUGCCUUGUUCGGGAACAACGUAUUCCUUAAACCCGUGUUCGGUCAACCUGCUAUCCGGUCAGACGAGCUACUUCUUCCCCCACGUCCCCCACCACCCGUCCAUGACCUCGGCACAGGGCUCCAUGCAGAGCGCCCGGGCUUCGGCGUCCAAUUCCCCGCAGGCGCCCUCCGCCUCCUCGCUGUCCUGUGACUCUCUAGUGCGGCCCUCGCUCCCCGCCUUCUCCUCGGGUCUGUCCUCGGGUCUUUCCGGGGGCCUGUCCGGUGGUCUGUCCGGGGGUCUUUCCGGGGGACUCUCAGACUAUUUCACUCACCAGAACCAGGGCUCCAGCUCGAACCCGCUUAUACACUAA